AAAACUGGAGCAUGGCUAUCAGUGCCACAAUUUGGAAACUGGGACCAAAAGGGUGCAUUCCCAGACUACUCUAUGGAUUUCUCUAAAAUAAGAGAGAAUAGGAAACAAAACAAGAAAGACUUGUCAAGAGCCAGUUUAGGUAAUGAGAAAGAGCUCAUUUUUACUACCAAAAAGGAUGUAAAUUCAGGUUACUCUCCCCACAGUAAUGAUCACCAUUACCAUCAAAACCGCUGUCCCACUAGGAUGAGAAAGAUCUUCAACUAUUUCAACUGCUGUAGUGCAAAAGCUUGAAGUUCAACGGAUUGAUUUCUUCCAACUUGUUUGUAAUGAUAAAUAUAGCAAUGUGAUUUCUCCUAUAUAUGUUUUGAGGGACUUUUCCAAGAAAUAGGAAAUGUUGUGGAUUUUGAGAUUGUGGUGAUUAACAAAAUGUUCCUAUGGUAGAGCAAUGAAGUAAUUAAGGAAAGUAUUUGUUCUAGCUA
Nicotiana attenuata is the source of this 479-nucleotide messenger RNA. RefSeq lists its product as uncharacterized. The record is from RefSeq and is a predicted model, not a curated record. NCBI's taxonomy places the organism in Eukaryota, Viridiplantae, Streptophyta, Magnoliopsida, Solanales, Solanaceae.